AUAGGAGGAGAUGUCGUGUCCAGCCAUCGGCACCCUCAAAGCACGGAUACGGUACAUCCGUACCUUUCUUGCUGUUCUCUCGUAAGAAACUCGAGAUGAAAGGAAGAUAGGGUUAGGGCUGUGCUCACUCUAACAUAAGCCUACUUUACUGAAAAUUUAUGUUCUCUGUACGUAGGUAUACUACCAACACCCUUCAGAACAAACCAACCAACCAUUCACGAUUUGACGACUUUUCCACAUCCAUACAAUGUCCUCAGCUCCUGGCCUUUUCCGUAUCAUUUCUCUUAUUUUUACUUUGCUUGAUUUUCCCCCCUCCCUUUUCCUCGCGUGACUGUAGCACUUCAAACCGAGGAAGACACCGGACAUGCAAUUUUUACAAUGAAAACUGCUUGACCCCACCCGUGCACGCAGCAAUUGAUUCGAUUUCCACUUCCAACAUUUGGCUCCGUCUUAGCUGCUGGUCCAGCUAUCUCCACCCUCAGAUGCUUUGUAAUCACUCCUCCGAUCGCGGGGUUGCUCUUUUGAACCCAGCAAGUUGGCAAACACAGAAACCACACUUCACGUAGUAUCUCACGUCAAGAGACAAGAUGACCGGAAUCGCACUGCUUGGAGCAGGCAUCUUCGCGCGGGAGGGCAAAGCACCUCCCCGCCAUCGAAGCCAGUCCAACCCUGACCCUCAAAGCAGUCUACUCGCGCUCGCAGCAGUCGGCUGAGGCGCUGGCUGCCGCCUCAAAGGACCCCUCGUCUGUAGCAGUUUACUUUGACAAGCCCGCCGUCGAGGGCAAGACGC
Molecule: messenger RNA, 790 nt
Organism: Parathielavia appendiculata
Lineage: Eukaryota; Fungi; Ascomycota; Sordariomycetes; Sordariales; Chaetomiaceae
Exons: 2
Coding region: 159-566 (135 amino acids)
Source: RefSeq, a predicted model, not a curated record